AUGAGAAUCUCUCGCCUCUCCCUGGCCACCUUGGCUUCGUCGAGCUCCCUGGCGACAGCCCUGGCCGACGGACUCACCAUCGCCCUUACCCUCGACCGAGCAACCCAGGGCAUCAGCAUCUCCUCCGACGGACGCAAGUUCUUGACGCAAAGAUAUUCCACCACGGAUGCUCCUCAAGCCGUCGAGCUUCUCAGCAAUGGCACAACCGUUCUUUACCCCGAUUCCACGUGGAACUCAUGGACGUCCAACUCGACUUUAGAUCCCAAGAAGGCCUUCGUCAGCAUUGACGGCGCCCGGAUCGGGCCCGACGGACGAUUCUGGGUCGUUGACGGAGGCACUACCGACAGCGAUGGCAAGCUUGUCAGCGGAUCUAGCAAGCUUGCUGGCGUGAACCUCACCACCAACGCCGUCGACAAGGUCUACUACCUGGACAAUCUCACCGAGACUGGCAGCGUCAUCGAUGACGUUCGUUUCAACGGGAAUGUUGCGUACCUCAGCGACACAGCUGGCGCGCUCGUUGUCAUGGAUCUUACGACUGGCGAAGGCAAGCGCGUUCUUGUGGGCCACAGCUCUGCCGUGGCAUGGUUCCCAAUGGCCUACAAUGGUAGUCUCGUUCCAGGAUACCAGGGGGGCGACAGCACGCUCUCCGUGGGUCUUGACCAGAUCGAAGUGUCCCCCGAUGGUGUCUAUCUCUACUAUCAACCUUGCAACGGAGGCAUGUACCGCAUCGAGACGCAGUACGUAGACGGCGCCUUGACGAACAGCACUCUCGCGGAGAACCUGGGAGACUACGCGGUCCCUUUCGCGCUCACGCCUAGUACUGGAGGUACGACUAUUGAUGGGGACGGCAACAUCUACGUGAGCGACACCAACCUGCUUGCUAUAUGGAAGGUCAAGCCCGAUGGGUCGUCUUCGAUUCUAGUUCAGGAUGAUGCCUUGGUCUGGACCGAUCUGAUGUGGGUUGACGCGGACAAGAACCUGUGGCUGCCGGCUUCCCAGAUGAGGCCGGGUGCAAAUGGGCUGAUGGCGGAUGGACCAAACUACAUCUUCACUUACCCGAUUGAUUCUGGCCCGUCACCGAUUGACCACGCAUAA
This is a messenger RNA of Colletotrichum siamense, 1095 nucleotides long. RefSeq lists its product as uncharacterized. The coding region runs from base 1 to 1095 and encodes 364 amino acids. Lineage: Eukaryota; Fungi; Ascomycota; Sordariomycetes; Glomerellales; Glomerellaceae. The record is from RefSeq and is a predicted model, not a curated record. The transcript has a single exon.